This is a messenger RNA of Ostertagia ostertagi, 642 nucleotides long. The record is from the annotation of a GenBank genome assembly. Lineage: Eukaryota; Metazoa; Nematoda; Chromadorea; Rhabditida; Trichostrongylidae.
AUGAUCGAGCGACGCCGUCUUCCAUCUGCGUCCUACAACUCGCCCGUUGAAAAUGAACAUUGGUCACGAUGUGAAUUUGCCGAACAGUCGGUGGUAAUCGUUGGCGAGAAUCGCGACGCAGCACAAAUCGCCCGACAUGUCGCUAACAAACAGCCAGGAGCGUCGCCUUUCUUCGUCAUGGACAUGCCAUCGGUAAUGGCUCGUGUCGACGAUUGGCAAGAUCAUUUACCACGCGUCCAGGCCUACUAUGCACUUCGUUGCAAUGCCGAUCCUGUACUGGCGAGGAUGCUCGCUGAUUGUGCACGCCUCGGAUUUGUUGUAUCGGAUGCGCAACAGCUGGCCGUGGCUCUUGAACUUGUUUCCGCCGACCGAAUCAUUAUGGACUGUCCGCUUUGGACCCGCAAAACUAUGCGAAUUGCUGGUGAAUGUGAAGUCGGAACCAUUGUGAUUGAGAAUGAGAAACAGCUCAUGGAUGCCAUCAGCUACGCACCACAUGCUCGCAUUCUUUUGGCCAUCUCGCUGAGCGAAUGUCGUGGUGACAGCGAUUCGCUGCUGGCCCAGAAAGGUGCACACAUCGAAGAAGUCGAAGGAUUGCUGAUGACUGCAUUUGAGCUCCGUGCGAAAGUAGUUGGAAUCAGGUAA